AUGGUGGGUGACAGUGACGCAGGCGCAGGCCCGGUUUCGAGCUGCGUUAAACGUAAGCGUACAUCUCGAGUCACGAGUGGGCAGCUUGAGAUAUUAUUGUCCAAGCUGGAAGCUAGUCCACAUUUGUACACAAGAAAAUUUAGUGGCCUGCACGGCAAGGAAUUUUUUGAAAAGGGCUGGAGGGAAGUUGCCGACGAGCUCAACCAGCUUCCCAACGGAUCCGUCAAGACGCCUGAGCAGUGGAUAACAGUAUGGAGAGACUUCAAAUACCGGGCCUGCACUAAAGCGGCAAAAUUAAAACGAGAAAGAAUACGGACCGGCAACCAAGGCAUCACCACUGCUCCACUGACUGAGGUGGAAAAAAAAAUUGUGUCGCUAAUAGGUGUUGAAUACACAUUUGGCACCGACUGCCCUGACUCUAUGCCAGAGGAAGAAACAUUACAACAUGAGGUGGAGGCUGGGGUAGAAAUGGUAGAAGUUGUUUGUUUGUCUCAAGGUAAUGAAUGCCAGUUGCUUGAGAUUGAGAGAAACAAAGCAUCGCCAGCACCACAAAUUAUAGCAAGUGGCAGCAGAGCCACACCUGUUGCUUCACCAGCACCCAAUCAGCAACAGGUGCAAGAAGUAACUCUGCAGUCAGCAGCACCACAAAUAACAGAGAGAGGCAGCAGUGCAGCAGCUCUCAUCACAACACCACCCACUGUACGACAGGAGAGGCCCAGAAGGAUAAGGAAUCUGAAUCCUCGCCGAUCUACUGCCGAGCAAGCGAAUAUAGCUAGGGAGGAUUUCCUGGCAGUUGCAAAAUCUAAUGCAGAUUCAAUGAGGGUAUCAUUAAGCCCUUUACCGAUGGUUCAGUCUCCACCCUGCACCUCCUUCGGGAUCAGGCAGCCACCCACGGCACUAGCUAAGAAAUGCAUAGCGCCAAUUGACUGGAUCUCCGGUGCAUUAUCACCCACUGCCCAAUACAAUCACAGUCACUCAGUCUUACACAGUCGACGAGUGAAAACGGACAUCAAUGCGUCAGCGGCUCGAGCAGUGUCGUCUGAUCAUCUCACUUUGAUACCCGAAAAUAAAACGCGUACAAGCAUGCCGUUCAAAGUUGUUCAAACCUUGGAGGGAAAGAAAUAUAAAUUAUUUACUAUUCCAUCGGGUUGGGAAUCUAACAAUAUUCUCAGAUAUCCAAAUAAAUGCAUAUCAAAGUAUUUAAAAGAUGAAAAUUCAACACCAACGCUAGACUGGGACGUAAUAAAAUGUAAAGUAAAACGGACCGAUGUAUUAAGCUACGAAAACGGAGAAAAGCUUGUAUCUGAAAUGCUGAAGCACAGUGAUACGGAGGACGAUGUCGAUAAUUAUACGCAGCGGCGACGUUCACAUAACAAAUCUUUAAAUCUGAAUCCAAUAGCACAAGAUAUGAUGGGCAAUGUUGUUUUGACUAACCGUAACACAGACAUAGCGUCAUCGUCCGCUGACUUGCCGAUUGAAUUAAACUAUAACUUAGUUUAUACCGAGGAUAUUCAAGCAAAUUCAACAAAUACAUCUCAAGUCUUUUCAAAUGAUACUACACCUUUAGUACAGGAUUCAGUAAGCUUUGACAUCAGUAAAAUGUUUGAGAACCAAAAACAAAUAUUAGAUAACCAAGCAACUAUUCUAAGCCAAAUUUAUCAAAAUCGACAGCAGCAACUGGAUAAUAACUCGGCAAUUAUCGCCCAGAUUCAGUCCCUAAAAAAUGUGCAAAAUAGUUUCAUUCAAAAGGUGUCUGCUUUGUCUGUGCAAAUGGAAGACGCAGUAUUUCAAAUAACUUCAUCGUAUAAUCAAGACGUGCAAACUUUAAAUAGCAGCAAAGGCCAUGUUGAAAAUAUUCCAAUAUAUGAAAAGCCAGUUGACAGCGCCCAGGAGUUAGAUGAACUCGAAAAUCAGUUAUCGGACCCAAACAAUAGAGACUGUUUGAAAAAUAGAUAUUCUAUACUUUGUUCUGGAGGUAAAGCUAUAGACUGUGCUUAUAUGCUUGUUGAUGUUAUGUUUACAAGGAAAUUUAUUUGUGAGUGCUCAUGGAGUGGGGGCAGCAGAGGUGAAGAUUUGAAAAUUCCUUUAAAAGGUUAUAAACAUGUCUUGUCUUUUUUCUGGAAUAUGGUGCACUAUUGGGAUCAGGAAUAUUCUUUAAAAAGAUAA
Messenger RNA from Parnassius apollo (apollo), 2166 nucleotides. The record is from the annotation of a GenBank genome assembly. NCBI's taxonomy places the organism in Eukaryota, Metazoa, Arthropoda, Insecta, Lepidoptera, Papilionidae.